CGUGACCGCACCGCACCGCAGCAAGGGAGGCCGGCCGAGGGCUCGCUUCAAGAGCCCGUGCGGGCUCUCUCGCGGCCCAUGUACCUCUCGGCCCUCGCCUCUUCUUCUCUCUCGCGGCUCGGAAUCGGAUCUAGAUUCCGGCGAGCGACCCUAGCAGCAGCAGAGGCGGGCGGCGUCUCCGGUUCCGGCGGGCGGCCAUGGCGGUGGCGGCGCCGGGGCAGCUGAACCUCGACGAGUUCCCCUCCUGGGGCUCCCGCGGCGUCGACUGCUUCGAGAAGCUCGAGCAGAUCGGCGAGGGCACCUACGGGCAGGUGUACAUGGCCAAGGAGACGGAGACCAACGAGAUCGUCGCGCUCAAGAAGAUCCGCAUGGACAACGAGCGCGAGGGCUUCCCCAUCACGGCGAUCCGCGAGAUCAAGAUCCUCAAGAAGCUCCACCACCAGAACGUCAUCCAGCUCAAGGAGAUCGUCACCUCCCCAGGCCCGGACCGAGACGAGCAAGGGAAGCCAAUCGACGGCAACAAGUACAAGGGGAGCAUCUACAUGGUCUUCGAGUACAUGGACCACGACCUCACCGGACUCGCCGACAGGCCCGGGAUGCGCUUCACCGUGCCGCAGAUCAAGUGCUACAUGAAGCAGCUGCUCACAGGCCUGCACUACUGCCACGUCAAUCAGGUGCUGCAUCGAGAUAUCAAAGGUUCUAACCUUUUGAUAGACAAUGAGGGUAACCUCAAGCUGGCUGAUUUUGGGCUUGCGAGGUCGUUCUCUAGUGAUCACAAUGGCAACCUGACUAACCGUGUCAUCACCUUAUGGUAUAGACCUCCAGAACUGCUUCUCGGAAGCACAAGGUAUGGUCCAGCUGUUGACAUGUGGUCUGUGGGUUGUAUUUUUGCUGAGCUUCUCAAUGGAAAGCCAAUCCUGCCAGGGAAGAAUGAGCCGGAGCAGCUGACCAAAAUUUUCGAGCUUUGUGGCACCCCUGACGAGUUAAUCUGGCCUGGUGUCACUAAGAUGCCGUGGUACAACAACUUCAAGCCUCCCAGAGUAUUGAAGAGAAAAGUUAAAGAUGCCUUUAAACAUUUUGACCGGCAUGCUCUGGACCUGUUGGAGAGGAUGUUAACUUUAGAUCCAUCACAGAGGAUACCAGCGAAGGAGGCACUUGAUGCAGAGUAUUUCUGGACUGAUCCCUUGCCAUGUGACCCGAAAAGUUUGCCAUCGUAUGAGGCAUCACACGAAUUCCAGACUAAGAAAAAACGUCAGCAGCAGAGGCAAGCGGAGGAAGCUGCAAAGCGCCAAAAAAUAAAUCAUCCUCCCCCACAUUCUCGCUUGCCUCCGAUCCAGCAUCCAGGCCAAUCACACCAGAUCAGGCCUGGCCAUGCGCCACCUGUGGCAGGUGGCUCGAGCCACUAUGCGAAACCUCGGGGACCUGGAGGGCCUAACAGGUACCCGCAGGGUGGGAACCAAGGCGCAGGCUAUAAUAACCCGAACCGCGGAGGGCAAGGCAGUGGCUAUGGCAGCGCCCCGUAUCCUCAGCAAGGAAGAGGACCUCCUCCGUUCCCUGCAGCAGGUGCUCCACGCGGUGGUGCCGGCAGUGGCUAUGGAGUCGGUGGCCCAAAUUACCCACCAGGCGGUCCGCCGUAUGGCACGUCUGGUCCAGGCCGAGGAGGCCCCAACUAUCCUCAAGGCGGUUCUCGCAAUCAGCAGCAGUAUGGUAGCUGGCAAUAAUAUUUGUCAUAUCACGUCGCGGUGAUACGCCCCUCCAGUUGGAGUAUUUUUAUUUGUAGAAUCUUUGCUGUCCAAAUUCUACUUUCUGUGAUUGUUGCGCAACAGCUCUUAAGGUACGUCCUUUAUGAUUCAAGCUGUAUUUUAUCAAUGUAUAAACUGAGAUUGUAGCACAACAGGCUAUUGCAGUGUCUCGUUUAUGAUUCAAUUUGUAUGUUAUGAAUACACGAAAUGUAUAAUCACCUUAUGAUUCAAGCUGUAUGUUAUGAAUGUAUGACCAUUAAUGA
Molecule: messenger RNA, 2005 nt
Organism: Triticum aestivum (bread wheat)
Lineage: Eukaryota; Viridiplantae; Streptophyta; Magnoliopsida; Poales; Poaceae
Product: cyclin-dependent kinase C-2
Exons: 12
Coding region: 198-1721 (507 amino acids)
Biological process (GO): protein phosphorylation; positive regulation of transcription elongation by RNA polymerase II
Cellular component (GO): nucleus; cyclin-dependent protein kinase holoenzyme complex
Molecular function (GO): RNA polymerase II CTD heptapeptide repeat kinase activity; ATP binding
Source: RefSeq, a predicted model, not a curated record